Molecule: messenger RNA, 433 nt
Organism: Rhodamnia argentea
Lineage: Eukaryota; Viridiplantae; Streptophyta; Magnoliopsida; Myrtales; Myrtaceae
Exons: 2
Coding region: 65-412 (115 amino acids)
Source: RefSeq, a predicted model, not a curated record
UAUAAAGGGCUUCUUGGGGGGGGAAGUUCAAUUAAGGGUCCAAGUAUAACCGUAUCAGACGCGAAUGGCGAUCACACAAACGAGCUCUAUCUUUACCAAAGUCGCUGCUCAUCCACUCCCGGGCAUAAAUGGCAGAAAGCUUGGUGCCGUAUCGGCCAAGAAGGGAGAUCUUACUGACCCUAGCUCGAAAACCCGGCAACAGCCGGGUUUCGCACUGAGAGUUUCGAACCCAAUCCUUGCGCGAGCUGCCAUUGCAGUGUUUGGACUGGGCUUCAUCGACGCCGGUGGGGACUGGUCGAGGAUCGGCGCGAUCUCGAAGGAGGGCGAGGACUUGCUCAGGAUCGCCGCUUUUCUUGUUGUGCCUCUGUGCAUCUUUGCCAUUUUUUCCACCUCCAAGGAUUCGGAAUCUUGAGGGAAUGUUUGAUUUGAGUUA